Molecule: messenger RNA, 1980 nt
Organism: Glycine soja
Lineage: Eukaryota; Viridiplantae; Streptophyta; Magnoliopsida; Fabales; Fabaceae
Exons: 3
Coding region: 181-1800 (539 amino acids)
Molecular function (GO): protein binding
Source: RefSeq, a predicted model, not a curated record
CUUCCUUUUAUUACAAGGUCAGUGAUAGAGAUAGAGAGAGAAAGAUUACACUCCUACCUUAAUAGGUGGGAGAAGAAAGAAAGAGAAGGGGCCAAAGGAGAAGGUGUAUGAUAUUUAUAUGGUCCAAAGUUGAAUCUUCUGCCACAACAUACACCAUCAUCCUCCUCCAAUCCAUCAUCAAUGGCCGUGACCACUCCCUGUAUCAAUGCCACAGAAAAGAAGCACUGGUGGCUCACCAACCGAAAGAUCGUAGAGAAAUACAUGAGAGACGCUCGGAGUCUGAUAGCGACGCAGGAACAGAGCGAGAUCGGUUCGGCGCUGAACCUUCUCGACGCAGCUCUGGCGAUCUAUCCGCGGCUGGACGAAGCGCUGGAGCUGAGAGCGAGGUGUCUGCUAUAUCUGAGAAGGUUCAAGGACGUGGCGGAUAUGCUUCAGGACUACAUUCCGAGCCUGAGAAUGGCGAACAACGACGACUCUGGUUCUUCUGUUUCUUCGGAUAGUUCGCUUUCGAGGGAAGGUGUCAAGCUUCUCCCUUCCUCCGAUUCCGAUCAGAGUUUCAAGUGCUUCUCUGUCUCUGACUUGAAGAAGAAGGUUAUGGCAGGGCUGUGUAAAACUUGCAACAACGAAGGGUAUUGGAGAUACUUGGUUCUGGGGAAAGCAUGUUGCCACCUAGGCCUAAUGGAAGACGCCAUGGUCCUUCUCCAAACCGGCAAACGUCUAGCCACCGCCGCCUUCCGCCGAGAGAGCGUUUGCUGGUCCGACGACAGCUUCUCCCUCUCCAACCCCCUCUUCUCCGGCGACACCCCCACCACCCCACCCCCGGAGUCCGAAGCCGUCACCCAACUCCUCGCUCACAUUAAGCUCCUCCUCCGCCGCCGCGCCGCCGCCCUCGCCGCCAUUGAUGCCGGCCUCCACUCUGAAGCCAUCCGCCACUUCUCCAAAAUCCUCGAGGGCCGCCGCGGCGCCCCUCAGGGCUUCCUCGCAGAGUGCUACAUGCACAGAGCCUCCGCAAACCGCUCCGCCGGGCGAAUCGCCGACUCAAUCGCCGACUGCAACCGAACCCUCGCCCUGGACCCCACCAGCAUCCAAGCCCUCGAAACCCGAGCCUCACUCUUCGAAUCCAUUCGCUGCUUCCCAGACUCCCUCCACGACCUCGAACACCUCAAGCUCCUCUACAACACCAUCCUCCGCGACCGCAAGCUCGCGGGCCCCACCUGGAAGCAGUUGCGCCACCACAACAACCUGCGCUACAGAGAAAUCCCAGGAAAGCUCUGCGCCCUCACCGUAAAAACACAAGAACUCAAACAGAGGAUCGCUUCCGGGGACACCGGGAACGUCGACUACUACUCGCUCAUCGGAUUGCGGCGCGGUUGUGGGCGUUCGGAGCUGCAGAGGGCUCAUUUGUUGCUGUGUCUGAAACACAAACCCGACAAGGCCACGUGUUUCGUCGAACGGUGCGAGCUGGCGGACGAGCGCGACCUCGACUCGGUUAAGGAAAGGGCGAAAAUGUCGGCGCUGUUGCUCUACAGGCUGCUCCAGAAGGGUUACACAAACGUGAUGGGAACCAUCAUGGAUGAGGAAGCCGCUGAGAAACAGAGGAAGAAGGUUCUAGAAGCUCAAGUAUUGAUGAGUAAUGAGAAUUUGGAAGACAAGAAGUGCAACGUUUCCUCGCCUUCGACGGCGAACCCCUCUGUCUAUCAGGGAGUGUUUUGCCGCGAUAUUGCGGUGGUUGGGAACUUGCUUUCGCAAUCGGGGUUCAACCGCUCCAUUCCGGUGAAGUACGAGGCGUUGAGCUGCUGAUUCCUCCCCCAAAGAAUCUAUGCUUCGUCGCUUCUUGUACAGAUAUAAGUUCGACAAUUUUGUCACCCUUUAUUUUUCUAUUUUGCUCUACAUUUUAAUGCUCAUUUCUUUAGAUGUACACAGAAUUAAAUUUCAAAGUUUACUUCUGCCGCAAAACUAAAUCAUUUUACAUCUUGCUAA